This is a messenger RNA of Klebsormidium nitens, 2052 nucleotides long. NCBI's taxonomy places the organism in Eukaryota, Viridiplantae, Streptophyta, Klebsormidiophyceae, Klebsormidiales, Klebsormidiaceae. The record is from the annotation of a GenBank genome assembly.
GUCAUAAUUGCGAAAUUAGGGUUCCGCCAGUGGCCCCCACUGUGUUUGGCCCCACAUUGCGAUCAGAGAAUGCAGCUCUAGAUGCGUUGAUUUGCUAUCUGAUGAUGAAGUUGAAAGUUUGUGCUCCUGCUUCAAUCCAAGGAAGGGCGCCUCAAAGCGUAGAGGAUUGUUUCAAAUGUUCGUCUCUGCAUCCAUAUAGAUAAGAACUUCGCGUUCUUAUUUAGCUGUUUGGGGCCCAAGAUUUACGUUCUUAGCUGUCUGGUGCUUAAAUUCCAAGCUGCCCAAUUGUCGAUUCAGCAUGGCAUAUUGACUAAGCUAGUGGUUGUUGAAUCCAGAAACCUGGAGCAGGCUCUUCUGCAAGUAAGAGAGAGCCCCAGCAUCCUUUUCAAAUUACCUCCUGCUCGUGACUCCUCACACACAUGGCGGAAACCUCUGCCCUUGCCGCUGGAAAAGCCUCUCACAUUUCAAGCACAGCCAGCGCGCGGCGCAAUGCACUUGAGCCUGCUUCCAGAAGCUUUUGCUUUUGCCUGCAAUCAAGGUCUUUGGAUAGGAUAAGGCGACGGAAUGGAAAGCAUUGGGAGCUUGCUUCCAGCUAUUCUGAGCAAUUGCCUCAUCUGAGGACGAAAGGGUCCUCCGAAGGAAGGAGCCAAGCGAGGGUACUGAGCUGUCGAGCUGGUCCUCCAAGGGCAAAAAACAGCAUCGCAAAUCAGGAGCACCCCCGCCAGGGCGAGAUCUACCAGGAGACCGCAUGGCUCGUCCCCCCCUACGACACCGACGACUCCCCGCCCCUGCCAGUUUUCCCGAUGCUGUCAGCAACGGGGAUUUCGCUCUCAGUCUGCUUGUACGAGUUUCUGAGGCAGCAUUACUGGCUGCCGAUCGGUGCGCCCUCGCUGCUGCUCCCCAACGAUGCGCACAUCUUUGUGGGGACGCCGCUGGGCUUUCUCUUGGCGCUGCGCCUGAACAACGCUUACGAAAGGUGGAUCCAGGGCCGGAACUGCUUCGACCAGAUCACCACCAGCAUCCGCAUCUCCGCUGCCACCCUAACCCUCCCCCUCGUCGAAACGGAGCGCGAGGAGCUCUCCCAACUGCUCAACACUCUGAAGGCGUUUGCGCUCGCGGCUCGGGACUACAUCCGGCGGGACAACGUGGAUUCCGGAGCGGAUUCCGCCCCACGGAUGGCCCGAAACAUCGGGGCGCGGGAGGGGGUCAUGGACGACGCGUCCUCGCUGCUUGACCCGUCGGAGAAGGAGAUUGUGGAGGCGGCACGGAGCCCACCGAUUGCAAUAAUCAACGGGCUCAGAUUGCGGAUACGGGACCUCGUGGCAGAGGGGAAAAUUGCGGGGUCCGACGAAGGACGCGUCAACGAGCAACUGAAUGUCCUUGUUACGGCUGUCACGAGCUGCGAGCGGCUACUCACGACACGGAUGCCGUCAGCGUUCAUCAUGCAGUUGCGCACGCUUCUAUUGUUAUGGCUAUGCACGCUGCCCUUUGUGUUAGUGCGGGCUUUAGGGCCCGAAAUUGCCAUUUUUGCUCACUUUGCGGUAACGUGGGGGCUCUUGGGCAUAGAAGCUGCGGCACAGACGUGCGAGCAGCCAUUCGGUUACGAAUACAAUGAUCUGCCACUCAAUCGCUUGUGUGACGAGUUGUGUAGGGACAUCGACUCCAGCGCUAAGUCUGCGCAAAUGAGAGCGAAUGCACGCUUGAAAGAGGUGGGGAACUCUUGAAAUGAUCCAGACAUGAUUGAUGAACGAAACGGCAAACUUUGCUCUUACGCCAGAGUGCAGACUCGAAGAGAUCCAGAGAGAGGUUGCGGAGUAGGAGCGUCGCCAAAGCCAAAGCAUCCGACAAUGUCAAGGUUCGUUGGUCGACCUCAACGGUUCUUAGUAGGCAGCCGUCAUCUCUUAGGCAAAACUCGGCCUUUUAUAUCGGAUCUUGGUCGACUGAUUGUACGGGAACCGUUGGCUAUACUCAUCAUUUUCCUCCAACGUCGCCGCUUGGUAAUCAACAUUGUUAAAGUCAUCAAAGAUGUCUAAGAGUGAUAUUAUUGUCCGA